CUCACGGAGAGCGAAUGUCGUCAUGAGCGGAGUGUCCUGUGAUGUCCUUGAACAGCCUAUCCACUGAAAAUAGAUGCUGCAGGCAGCCUGAAUCUGACUCUGGUGUGUCUGUGUGUUUUCCAGAACAACAGGACAGUAUGGCCACCACUGUUGCUGUCAGUCCCAGUGAAUACCUUCAGCCCUCCACUGCUUCCACACAAGACGCCCAGCCCUCUCCUCUAGCCCUCUUGGCUGCCACCUGUAGUAAAAUCGGCCCUCCUGCUGCUCAGGCUCCUGUCACCUCUCCUCCAGCACAGCCGCAGCCUCGCAGGCUCCUCCCCAUAAAGCCGGCUCCAAUCGCCCCUGCUCCGCCCAAAAACCUGGGUUUCCUGUCAGCCAAGGGCAAUGUGAUCCAGCUGCCUGCCGGCCUGGGCUCCACGGCCCCUGGCAGCCCCAUUGUGCUCACUAUCCAGCAGAGCCCGGCUCGCACCAACACUUCGGCCCCCGCCAACAUCCAGUACCAGAUGGUGCCGCAGAUCCAGGGAGCCCAGACUAUCCAGGUGAUGCCACAGGGAGGUCAGAUCCAGCUCAUACCAGGCACCAACCAAGCCAUCAUCACCACUCCUAUGGCUGUACCAGCCCCUGCGGCCGCCACCACUCCAGUCACGCCGCAAAAAACCGUAGCCAUCAAGCCCUCUCCCAAGUUGCGCAAGCCAAACAACUCUGCUGCAAACAUGGUGCAGCUGCCCAGCGGGCUCACGCUGCCGCUCAAUGUGGCAACCGGAGAGGUGGGCGGGACUCAGUUCGUCACAGAGACGGCAGCUGCACCUCCCACUCCAGGGAAGGGUCGACGAGGGAGAAAGAAGAAAGUGGUUCUUGCUGCUCAGCCUCCGCCUCCUCCACCUGCACAGGCUGCCUCCCCACCCCCAGAGCAGAUGGAGACCAUCCUGAUAGAAGCUGGCGACAACAUCAUUCAGGCAGGUAACAACCUACUGAUCGUGCAGAGUCCCGGGCAGCCAGCCAUGGUGCAGCAGGUUCAGCUGGUCCAGUCCAAACCGGAGUCUCAGGUGGUUCAGAUCCCCCAGCAGGCCUUGAAGGUUGUGCAGGCCGCCUCCGCCACGUUACCGCCCGUCCCACAGAGACAGUCGGUGCCCUCAAGCCUGCAGGUCUCCCAAACAGAGCCGUCACCAACACAGAUCAUCUUCAAAACUGCAUCGGGUGAGUGGCAGUCCAUUCAGCUCCAGGACCCGGUCUCCCCGACAACGACCCCCACCACUUCGGUCGCCACCACCACCACCUCGCCGUCGGCCGGCACCAAGAGGACGCCGGCGGGGGGACGGAAGGAACGGACUCUGGCAAAAAUUGCUCCUGCGGGGGGAAUGAUACAGCUGAACACGUCGCAGCUCUCCUCAGCGACCCAGGCAGUGCAGACGAUCAGCAUCAAUGGGGUCCAAGUUCAGGGAGUUCCUGUCACCAUCACCAACGCAGGGGGCCAGCAGCACCUCACGGUGCAGGCGAUGCAGGGCGCUGGGCUCCAGCUGGCAGCAACGCCGAACCAGCCGGCCAUCCAGGUAGACCAGACUCUCACCCUGGAGCUGCCCGGGCAGCCAGGAGAAAAGAAGCGACGUAUGGCCUGCACCUGCCCCAACUGUAAAGACGCAGACAAGAGGCCUGGGGAGGUGGGGAAGAGGAAGCACAUCUGCCACGUCCCUGGCUGUGAGAAGACAUUCAGGAAAACAUCGCUGCUCAGAGCUCACGUCCGGCUGCACACCGGCGAGAGGCCGUUCGUCUGCAACUGGGUCUUCUGCGGGAAACGUUUCACACGCAGCGACGAGCUGCAGCGGCACGCCAGGACGCACACAGGAGACAAGCGCUUCGAGUGUAACCAGUGUCAGAAACGCUUCAUGAGGAGCGACCACCUGACAAAGCAUUACAAGACUCACAUAAACACCAAGAACCUGUGAGCUGCCUGUAUACUGAGUGUAUACGCAGACAAACUCUGAAACUGAAGACUGUAUCAGAGGAAGGAGGGGCAGAGGAGACGAUACCAAGGGAGUGUCUGUGACUUAUCCCGUUGUGGGAAAUACUCCAAAAAAAGUCCCUAUAUCCCCUCUCACUCCUCUAGGACACUGUGUAGCGUGGUGUACAAAGAAAUCCUUCCUGGUGGACUUCAAACUGAUCCAGCAAAUUUAUUAAUAAUAGAUUUUCUUUGUUUUUCUUCUCUGGUCUGAGCUGAGGCCAGAACCAGCUCCGACUGAACGCGUAAGAUGACAAGAUGGCAAGGCUCCAGACGCAGAUGCUUAAUUCUGCGUGCUUAUUUAUGAACUUCUCUUUGGCGACACAGAAUUAUUCAGAUGCCAACACCAACACCACAGGACUCCGGUCACAGUUUCCCUCUGUUUUAUUUUGUUUUUCUUCCCCCAAAUCCUGCCUGUUUUUUACUUGUUUGUUGUGGAACAUUGGGAGCUCACAGAAAUAAGCUUUCAAGCACCAAAAAGGAGAAAAUUCAACACCAUUGUUUUACAGAUUUAACAUGAAUUUAUUUUACCUCAGUGGAAUGGUAAUUUUGUUUUAAGCUACUUGUGUUUCAGCAGGAGUUUUUUGUUUAUUUAAAACCUUUAUACCCCCCAAAAAGUUGGGGACCAUUACAUAAAAACUCCCCUUACAAGGCUUUUGAAAACCUUUAGAAGUUUACAUUGGCAAUUUUUUUAAGUGUGUAUAUGCAUACUAAUAUACAUAAUAUUAAUAAUGAUAAUAAACUAUUUAUAACAUAUUUCCAUACAACUGUUAAAAUUUGAUUUACGAAGCAGAAAAACUUGAUAUUUAAAAAAAAAAAAAAAGAAAUGAGACUGGAAGCUUAAAGUUUUAUAGCCAAAA
Messenger RNA from Epinephelus fuscoguttatus (brown-marbled grouper), 2856 nucleotides. RefSeq names its product sp2 transcription factor (gene sp2). NCBI's taxonomy places the organism in Eukaryota, Metazoa, Chordata, Actinopteri, Perciformes, Serranidae. Gene Ontology annotation, molecular function: RNA polymerase II cis-regulatory region sequence-specific DNA binding; DNA-binding transcription factor activity, RNA polymerase II-specific. The transcript is spliced from 8 exons. Gene Ontology annotation, biological process: regulation of transcription by RNA polymerase II. Bases 42 to 1943 code for a protein of 633 amino acids. The record is from RefSeq and is a predicted model, not a curated record.